This is a messenger RNA of Nothobranchius furzeri (turquoise killifish), 3747 nucleotides long. RefSeq names its product calcium/calmodulin-dependent protein kinase Ia (gene camk1a). Gene Ontology annotation, molecular function: calcium/calmodulin-dependent protein kinase activity; calmodulin binding; ATP binding. Lineage: Eukaryota; Metazoa; Chordata; Actinopteri; Cyprinodontiformes; Nothobranchiidae. The record is from RefSeq and is a predicted model, not a curated record. Gene Ontology annotation, biological process: peptidyl-serine phosphorylation. Gene Ontology annotation, cellular component: intracellular anatomical structure.
UCUGUACAAAAACCCGUCUGCUCUUUACAGGCUGUUCCUGCCUUUUGGUGCAUUAUUCAUGGUGACAUGUGCCUGUUUUGAAAGCAGCCUAAAAAACUGUCCGCAUAACCUGCACACACACUGCAACAGCUUGAGGAUUACAGAAGGAAAGCGAGAGAAAACAAGCAGAUGUCCAAGAAGAAGAAAUAACGCACCCUCCCAUUAGAACGGGACUCAACUCAAGGAGGGGGAGAGAAAAUAAACCGCAGAUCACGUUGUUUAGAAAGCAGUUAGAGGUUUUCUGGUACACUACGUCCGUAGACGUCUGGUUUUCUUGACGUCAGGAGAAGUCUGAGCGCAUCCAGCGCUGCGCACAAGCAUCUCUCCCAGAGGAAAGCAGAGCAGCGCACAGCUUCAGAUCGCCAUUUAGUUUUAGUGGGGCGAACCGAACAGCGCUGUAGGAUGCCUCUUGGAGAGGACGGAAAUGGAUGGAAGAAGAAGACAACAGAUAUCAAAGAACAUUAUGACUUCAAAGAAGUGCUUGGAACGGGUGCAUUUUCUGAGGUGGUUCUAGCAGAGGAGAAGAGAACCCAGAGGCUAGUGGCCAUCAAGUGCAUCCCAAAGAAGGCGCUGGAAGGCAAAGAAAACAACAUUGAAAAUGAGAUUGCUGUCCUACACAGAAUCAAACACUCCAACAUUGUUUCGCUGGAGGACAUCUUUGAGAGUACAUCCCAUCUAUAUCUCAUCAUGCAGCUAGUUUCUGGAGGUGAGCUCUUCGACAGGAUCGUAGAGAAAGGUUUCUACACGGAGAGAGACGCCAGUCAGCUCAUCCAUCAGAUCUUAGACGCUGUCAAAUAUCUCCACGAUAUGGGGAUCGUCCACAGAGACUUGAAGCCAGAGAAUUUAUUGUAUUACAGCAUGGACGAAGACUCAAAGAUCAUGAUCAGUGACUUUGGUCUAUCAAAGAUUGAGGGAGCGGGUAGCGUUAUGUCUACAGCCUGUGGCACACCUGGUUACGUGGCUCCCGAGGUGCUCGCUCAGAAACCAUACAGUAAAGCAGUAGACUGUUGGUCCAUAGGAGUGAUUUCUUACAUUCUGUUAUGUGGCUAUCCCCCAUUUUAUGAUGAAAAUGAUGCCAAGCUAUUUGAGCAGAUUUUGAAGGCAGAGUAUGAGUUUGACUCGCCGUACUGGGAUGACAUCUCAGAUUCAGCCAAAGACUUCAUCUGUCACAUGAUGGAAAAAGAGCCUUUGAAGCGAUAUACAUGUGAGCAGGCCCUCCAACAUCCAUGGAUAUGUGGAGACACGGCUCUCAACAAGAACAUCCACGAGUCUGUCAGUGCACAAAUUAAGAAGAAUUUUGCCAAAAGUAAAUGGAAGCAAGCGUUUAAUGCGACAGCCGUGGUGCGACACAUGCGGAGGUUGCAGCUGGGCACGAGUCUCGAGGGACCCAGUCAGAUCACUCCCACCAGUCCCUGCCAUGGACAUCUGCUCCCAGAGGAGGAGGUGGAAGAAGAGGAGGAUGAACUAGGGAAUGAGGAGGAGGAAAGCUUGUCUAACUACGAUGACGGGCGUCGCGGGAGCAACGAGGGGAGCGCGGAUCGGGACAGCCUGAGGAGCUGCACCUACUGCUGCAGGCCAACCAGUCGCAUCUGAGCACAGCCUCCCGUUGUCAUGGUGAUGAUGUAUCCCUGCAGCAACUAGAGCCCGUCAGCCCAGUCUGGCCAGGAAUGCAGAGUAGCUACUAAGCAGUUUCCAUCAGUCCGCAACCUUCAGGUCCCUUCUAAAAUACACGCUGUGUCUUUUUUAAAGAGACACGUUUAAACUUUAAUGCAACGCUGUAUGCAAGUCUGCUUCAAGCAUGCAGAAGGUUUUCUCAUUUUAACACUGUACAGUUACCCUCCUACUGAUGAAACAUGCAGUCUUUUGCUGUGCAGCUAAUGCUGAGCGUGGCCUUUAGUGAGUGCAUUACAAUGUUGCUUCAGAGGCUGUUUUGAUGAAAGUUGUCUCCUCCAUUGUAAUUGUCACCCUAUUAUGAGUCACAUCUACCUCUAAAUACAGUUACCAUGUGUCCCUCUGAACCAGAUGCUCUACACUGGUCUUGUUGCAUUCAAAGCAUGUCCCCCUUGUGGUGGCUAGAGGAUACAGCAGGUCUAUCAACAAUCAUGUCAAACACGCAGCUGCGAAAAAUAUCAUCAGAUAAUUGUUAACUGUGGCUCUGUUAUGAGGAGGACAAAAAUAAAAGUAAGAAAAAAGAGACAGAUUCUUCACGUGGUUGUUUACGUCAAAGCUAGUGUUAGCAUUGUGUCACAGCUAAACACUACAGGAAGUUAAAAGUAGCAGUCUAAAACUCUUAUUAGCCUAUGUUUCAGAAAUAAAACUUGUUGGACGGUCAUUGAUUCAGUUAUUUACCGUUAAUCAUGUUGCACCUAUUUAGGCAGAGAAUUCUUGUAGUGUUAUUUAGUUUUGCUACAUACAGUGCUAGGGAUGUAAGAAAAUAGCGGUACACUGAACUAGUAUGAUGUUUUGUUAUGUUACUGAAUUAAUAUUUAAAAGCAUCGUGUCAAUUAUUUUUAUUGAGAAUUUACCUGCAAAAAUUUACUGUAUUUCUAUUAUGUGGUGCAAUUCCAACUCCAACUGCUAGGUGGCAGCAGUUUUAACGGUCUUCAUUCUGACUGAACAACGAGCCCGUAUGUGUUUAGGAAGUGUCUGGCCUGAGAUCUCCAACUCAAUUCAAUCUUACAAAUUGCCAAUAUUGUCCAGCUUUAAGUAUCGCAAUAUAUUGUAUCAUCUCCCCUGUAUUGUGAUAUAAAUCGUAUUGCCAGAUAAUUGCCCAUACACACCUAUACAUACAUACAUACAUACAUACAUACAUACAUACAUACAUACAUACAUACAUAAAUACAUACAUAUUUCCAUGAAUGUGAGUUGAAAAUGCAGAAAAUACAUUAUUAUAAAAGUUUCUCAUUAUAUCAUAUAUCUUGUUUUAAAGAGGGACUUUGUAGUAAUGACGUGUACAACUGAUUUAAAAAUAAAAGUUUCUCUUAAAAACAUGUUCAAAAUAUCUUCAAAUCAAAUUUAUUUGUAUAGCACUUUAAAUGCAACAAUGUUGCCCAACAUGCUGAGCACAGACAUAUAAAAACAGCUAAAUAAAAGCAGUCAAUUAAAAAAUAGUUUUACACAAAAAACAAUACAUUAAAAAUCAGACAUAAGAAAUUGUGAAAAGCAGGAAUACCAAGUCAACUAGGAGUACUAAAAGCUGUCGAGUAUAAAUAAGUCUUUAGUAGCUUUUUACAAAUGGCAACAGAUGACGACUGCCCAAUGGAGAUCUUGGUAAUGGCAAAAAAAGAUUGCAACAGCAAAAUGGCGAUGUACUCUAUGUUGUGGUGUUCUACUCUGAUUCAACCAGACAGCUAUUCCAGUUCUUGAAGUUAAUAUUUUAAGAAUUCCAGUCGCCGCAGCACCGCAACAAAAAUGGAGACCCCCUCUAACAAAUAGGUGAAUAUUAACUCAACAAAUUACACUUGCUAACUCUUUCAAAUUGCAGUUUGCCCCUUUUCCACUAGGUGCAGGCUCCCAAAAGGAGUAAAUUCCCAUUGACUUCUAUGGAAAAAUGCCAACUUCACAUCAGAAAACAAACAUGUUUACAACCUGGUUAAAAAAAACACUUGAGAUUUAUUAGGUCAAGUUUACAGUCAUGAGAUCUCUUAAGGUGAUAAUUUAUUUUCGUAACUCAUUUGUUUAGAUGUAAUUAAAGCUUGAAAUUAUGAA